This is a messenger RNA of Striga hermonthica, 1230 nucleotides long. The record is from the annotation of a GenBank genome assembly. Lineage: Eukaryota; Viridiplantae; Streptophyta; Magnoliopsida; Lamiales; Orobanchaceae.
AUGGCGGUCGAGGUUGUCAAAGCUGAGGCGGCUCCAGAGUCGUCUCCGGCGCCGGCAACGGUAGAACAAAAGUUCGGAAAGGAUGAGCCGGAGCCAGAGCCGGAGCUGGAGCCAAAGGCCGUAGAGAAAAUCUCCUCAUACAGACAGGAGACCAAUUUUCCGUCCGAUUUGAAAGAUCACGAGAAGAAAGCACUGAACGAGCUGAAAAAGAAGCUCGAAGACGCCAUUAAUGGAAACACGCUUUUCAAAAAAUCCCCUGAAAAGAAAGAGGAAUGCUCGGAAAAUCUACCAACCGAAGGGAAAACCGAGAAGAAUAAUAAUGAGCCCGAGCCCGACUCGUUUUCAAUCUGGGGCAUUCCCCUGCUUCCGAGCAAAGGGGACGAGAGGACAGAUGUCGUGCUGCUAAAAUUUCUCCGGGCCCGCGAAUUCAAAAUCAACGACUCAUUCGAGAUGCUUACCAAAACUCUCCAAUGGCGAAAGGAAUUCAAAGUCCAUACAAUCUUGGAUGAGGAAUUCGGGCCGGAUCUUGGCCCGGUGGCCUAUAUGAGUGGCACCGAUUUUCGGGGCCACCCGAUUUGCUACAAUAUAUUCGGGGUUUUGGAGAAAGGAGAGGUUUAUGAAAAGUUGCUAGCUUCUGAUGAAAAGCGGGAACGGUUUUUGAGGUGGCGAGUUCAGCUCAUGGAGAAAGGAGUGGAGAAGCUCGAUUUUAGGCCCGGCGGUGUGAAUUCGCUUGUUCAGAUCAACGAUAUGAAGAAUUCUCCGGGCCUGUCGAGGAAGGAGGUUCGGGCUGUCGUGAACAAGGCCGUGGCUCUUCUUCAAGAUAAUUACCCGGAAUUUGUGGCUAAAAAUAUUUUCAUUAAUGUCCCUUUUUGGCACUUUGCUUUACACUCUCUGCUGUCUCCUUUCUUGACUCAAAGGAGCAGAAGCAAAUUAGUCUUUGUUCGACCAUCUAAGACUACUGAGACUUUGCUCAAGUACAUUCCAAUCCAAGAAAUCCCGAUCCAAUACGGUGGACUCAAGCGAGAUGAAGAUUUCGAAUUUACUAUUGGCGACGAAGAACCUAAGGAGAUCGUGAUCAAAGCUGGUUCGACCGAAAUCGUUGAAAUUCCCACACCCAAGUCUGGAACUACAUUUAUCUGGGACCUUAUAGUUCUGGGCUGGGAAGUGAACUACACAGAAGAAUUCGUGCCUGCAAAAGAGAACUCUGUUAAUGAAUUUUCAUGGGACUAA